Cuscuta europaea is the source of this 1128-nucleotide messenger RNA. Lineage: Eukaryota; Viridiplantae; Streptophyta; Magnoliopsida; Solanales; Convolvulaceae. The record is from the annotation of a GenBank genome assembly.
GUUUUGGGUGGGGUGGUUAUGCACUUGGAAAGUAAGUUCGGGUAUACGAAUAACUCUCCUAUACCCGAUUAUUGUUUGAUGGACAUGGCUUGGUUAGGCCAUUCGGGAUGCACAGCUUUUUCUCACACGUUCUAUGGUGGUGACCAACCAAAGAACAUGUAUAACUGGCUCAUACACCCCAACCCUAUCAAACAUUUCCUCAUGCCUAGCCCAGAGCUUCCCAAACUACUCUACAAAUUAGAGGGAGAGGUGCCCCAUUACCUAUUCCCACACGCCCUUCCACCACAUCUCCAAGAAUCGGAACAAGAGCCACUCCAAUACCAACCCGAGUACGAGCCUUAUGCCGGACCCCAUGGUCAUGAAGACAUGGACGCAGACAUCCCCGAGCAACCUCAAAACCCUCCACCACCCAACUUCUUCCAAAAACUUUUGGAGGGUCAACAACAACUACUUGCGGGGUACAACCAAAUGAACACAAACUACAUGGCCAUGGGAGAACGGCUCAACCAAGUGCAGGAGGAACAAAGGGCAGGUUUUCAACGGAUGGAGGAGCUCCGGGAAGCCGACAAGCAUCGGUAUGAAGAGGAUCAACGUAGGCUCUACGGACCUAUGUACUCUUACAUCGCCCAUCAAGGAUCCUUUCAGACUAUGGUGAGCCCCCCUCCACCACCCUCGUGGUAUGACCCCACUCAUUGGGGUAACUUUGGAGGAUCUAGCUCCGGAGGUGGAGGGUAUGAUGGAGGAGAUGGCGGGGAUGGUGGCACCGGUGGCGGAUUUGAUAGCAGUUUUAGGGGCGGUUUCAGAGGCAACUUCUAUGGCGGAGAAGGCGGGCACUAGGGACAGUGCUUGGACUAAGUAUGGGGGAGAGACUCCUCAUGACACUCAUUUGAUCUCUUUGGAGAAUAAGAAGAUUCAAGAAGAAGUAGAAGAGAGGAGAAGAACAGAAGAUGAGCACUAGAAGGCCAUAAAAACUCAAGAUGAUAUUUGUAUGUUGUGCUUAAAAACUCAUGUUUUAUCCUUGGUGGUCUUAUGUUUUUAUCUUGUUAAAAUUGUUGAAACUGUGAAAAACUUGACACUUAUGAACAUUUAACUUUACUCGAGGACGAGUGCAGAAACUAAGUGUGGGGG